Molecule: messenger RNA, 963 nt
Organism: Salvia splendens (bonfire salvia)
Lineage: Eukaryota; Viridiplantae; Streptophyta; Magnoliopsida; Lamiales; Lamiaceae
Exons: 3
Coding region: 381-806 (141 amino acids)
Source: RefSeq, a predicted model, not a curated record
UCACCACUUACUAAGUACUAACUCAGUUUUCAUCACUUCCUCUCUCUCUCUCUCGCAGUCUUUGCUUCCCUCAGCUCAUUGGCUGGCACUUCAACCUUUGAAAUCUGGCUAAGAAUCCAAUCUUUUUCCAAAUCUGACUUCAUUUUCUCUCUUUAAUCCGUUUCUUGCUGUUUAUUUGAUCUGGGCUUUCUUCCUCUCUGCCCCUUUCUUUCCCUGUUUCAGAUCAAUUUUUCAUCCAAUUCUCACUCAGACCAUACCAAGACUUCACCUUUUUGAUUCCCUUUUACCGUUGGAACUAUUCAUGCAGAUGUUUAUUGUUUCUUAUGAAGCCAGCUUCAUUUGAACUAUCAUAAUUUUGCUCGAAUUGCUGGUUGUAAAGAAUGGGUAGAGGGAGAGGGAAAGGGAAGAAGCAAACUGCGCUUGCUGCUCGUGAUGACACUGGCAGCGGUGAGGAUGAGAAGCUACCCGUGAGGAGAAGAGGGAGGCCGCAAAAACCAAUGAAAGACGACUUUGAGGAGGGAGACGAAGUUGAGAAGAUUGAGGAAGAAGACGAAGAAGAUGGUGAGGAGGUGAAAAAUUUGGUGUUGAGUAAAAGCAGCAAGAACCAAUCUGCUGCAGAGAAUGGCAGGAAGAGGAAGAGGCCCUCGCAGAUCAAGGAAAGCGAUGAAUUAGUAAAGGAGGAGAAUGCCGUGGCAGCCAAAAGUAAUGCUACUGUCCUAAUCAAGCCCGUUGGCUAUAGACAACAAGGGAGCAGAAGGAAGAACAAGCCUAGACGGGCUGCUGAAGUUGGUGUCGAAUGCAUUUAAAUUUUGUACUGGCACAAUGAGAGAUGAAACCCUUCUCAGCUCGUAGGGUCUUGCCAAUAUUUGUUUUUGAGUUCAUGUUUUUGCUAAUGUCUUGGAAAAAUUCUUGGAAUCAAUUGUUUUUGUUAAUGCAAAGAGUUAUGACAAGUUUUCAGGUUUA